Messenger RNA from Angiostrongylus costaricensis, 1755 nucleotides. The record is from the annotation of a GenBank genome assembly. NCBI's taxonomy places the organism in Eukaryota, Metazoa, Nematoda, Chromadorea, Rhabditida, Metastrongylidae.
AUGGAGGAGUUUGAGAACGUAAAUGCCAGCGAAGAGUUCCGAAGGAACAUCAACCGUGAAGAGGUUGAGGGAAUCGAGGAUACAGAGGGUACUGAAGUAUUAAUGAUGUGCGAGAGGGAAGUGAAGUGGGAGGUCACUGAAGAAAAUGAUAACAUAGGCGCUUCCGAAAAAUCGAUAUCGUUUAACAAGGGCCUUAUGCAGGAGGAUACGGAAGAAAAUGAGAACGCAGACCCAAACGAAGAACUUGUAGUGUGUCAGAGGGUACUGAAGUUGGAAACGGUGGAGGAUUUUGAAAAUGCAAAUGCCAGUGAAGAGUUCGAGCAGGGCAUGGAGCCGGAAGUGUUUGAAGAAAUCGAAGAAGCGGAUGGUGCUGAACAAUUGAUGAUGUUUGAGGAAGAGCUUAUGCAAGAGGAUGCCGAAGAAAGUGAGAACCCGGACACUACUGAAGAAGAUUUAGUGUGCAAGUGGGUAGUGAAGUUGGAAACGGUGGAGGAUUUUGAGAAUUCAAACGCCAGUGAACAGGAUGGCAUGGAGCGGGAAGACAUUGAGGAAAUCGAGGAAGCGGACGGCGCUGAAGAAUUAGCAAUGUGCAAUAGGGAAGUGAAUCAAGAAGUUAGUGAACAAAAUGAGAAAGUGGACGCUUCCGAAGAAUUUACGACGUUCGAGGAGGAAGUGAAGCGGGAAAAGGUUGAGGAAGUCGUGGAAGGAGACAGCACUGAAGAAUUAGCGAUGGAGGCUGAGAAAGACGCGGAAAACACUUCUCACACUCUUGAAUUAAAGAGACAGAAGGAGUUACGCAAGAAGAUAUUGAGGGAGAAACGGAGAGAGAAAGAGAAGCGUUUGAAGAUGCUGAAGGAGAAGCGGAGAGAGAAGAAACGUAUAAGGGAGAUGCGAAGACAGGCGGCUAUAAAGAACAAAAAUCUCCAACUGUUCUGUUGCUUUGUGUGCAACAGAAUGUUUACAGAAGAGAAGAGCAUGAAGGAGCACGUCAUGGAAAAACACCUUGCUUUUGAGGAGGCGUACACUUUCAAGUGUACUAAAUGCUACAGACGGUUUAAACAUAAGAACCAUUUACGUCGCCAUGAAGAGACGCACAAGGACACAACAUUCACUUGCCCAAUUUGCAAAAGGGAGUUGAGAGAGGAAAUCUCCCUCAAAAUUCAUUUGAGCAAAGUCCACAGCUGUUCAAUAGAUGGGAAGAAACUUUCUAAAACUUUUGGAUGCAAAUGCGGCAAAAAAUUUGGUCUAAAAGAAGAACUUUGUCGACAUCGCUAUUAUUGCGGAAACAGAGAAAGGAUAGCAGAACAACGGCGAAGAGCUCGUCAGGAACUUGAUGCAGCGUCGUCAGUAAGCAGUACACGAUCUGCUUCGUCAAGCUCUGAGCCGACAAGCAACCCUGCUCUUGGCAGCUCAUCUGGACGGCCAGUGAAGGACAAGUCUUGUCCGUUCUGCUUCCACGUGUACGCAUCAAUGCAGUCACGAAGACGACACAUACAACAGAUACAUCCAGAGAGACUGCAUGAAGUAGAAGUCGACCAGCAUCUAUAUAUUAAAGUCAAUUCGGCAUCCCUACCGUACGUCUGUGAACUGUGCGCUAAAACCUUUGCUACUCAUGCUUCUCUCAGCACUCAUAAGAAAAGAAUUCACGAAGACAUGAAUAACCAUGAAUGUAUGAUCUGUUCUAGAAGAUAUCCACUACCAAGUGAGUUGCGGAAGCACAUGAAGCGCGUACACGGGCAACCAAGUGAAAUGUAA